AGACGUUCUUUACUUGUCGGACCCGAAGUCGUGCAUAUUCGGUAGCUUAUUACAUUAUUGGGUAUGUGACCAAAGAGCAGGAAUUCUGCGUGCAUUACGAUACCGAGCAUCUUGGCGCGCAUUCAUUUCCAUGCAUCGGACGUUGACGUGCGUGCCGAUCACAUUGCGCCGGCGCCCCUGUUAUGUCACAAGCCUUUAUCGGUCUCGUGCCGUUCGACCUUGUCACCAUCAAACGAUCUCGCCGUCGGUUCAAAGAUGGAGAUCAUGAUUCUACGCUCCAACAAGGAGAACAGGAUGGCGCCGCCGAUGGCAUGUCGUUGUUCAGCCUCGACGACUCGGCUCCUCUCGAGACGAUCACCUGGUUCCGUGGUUCCUUCAUCAUGCUGUCAACUUCCGUCGUCACUGGUUCAAACACGUUCCUCUAUCUCAUGACAUACGUCCUUCUGCCGAAUAUCGACGACGAUCUUGGGCUGUCAACGACUUGGGAUGAUGUAUUAACGUUCCCAAUACACGCUCUGAUCACCGCGUCCCUCUUGCUCCUGACAGGGCGCAUCACCACCGUAUUGGGCCCUCGGACCAUGUAUCUCAUUGGAUUGACGCUUCAGACCAUAUCCAUCAUCACAUGUGGGGCCACAGAAGAUCGGGCCCUCUUCCUCUUCUGUCGAACGUUCCUGAGCGCAAUUGCAAUAGCCAUGAUCGUCCCAGCGGCGACGACUGUCAUUACCAGGUCAAUGGGCGGCCAACAGAGAAAUGUCGCCUUUGCUAUGCUCGCCAUCGGGCAGACGAUUGGCAUGACCGCUGGCUAUCCAGCUGGAGCAUGGUUGGUUCAGGAAGCAGGCUACGACCAUUGGAGGGUUGCAUAUAUUCUCUUGGGCUUGCUGAACACCAUCACGUUGGUCAUUGCCAUUGUAGCAGUCCCGCGUAGUAUUGACGCGCCCGACGGUCUUCUGACUGGAAAAUGGCAGUCGUGGAAAGAAAAGUUACAUCGUUUGUCGCAAGAGAUUGACUGGAUUGGCUUUCUGCUACAGUUUGCAACAGCAGGCACGCUAGGAUCUUCCGUAAUCGGCAUUUCCAAGUUUUCGGAAAGGCUCCGGCUAAGGUUGUGCAUUAUGAGGAGACGCCAGAGACUCGGCAAACCAGCACUAAUACCGAACGACAUGUGGAAGCACCGGGAGUUUAGCGUGAUUUGCGCCGUGGUCUUUCUUGUGUGGACUGCAACGAACGGGCUCGAGGUGUUGUUGUUCAAGUACUGGCGAGACCUCGAAGGCUACGAAGCCCGCGAAUUCAGCCUCAUGUACGCACCUUCGCCGAUUGCGGGACUGCUCAUAAUUUUGGUUAUGGGCUUCGUUACACAUCGUGUGCCAGCAUUAGCCAUCACCACAACAGGACUCGUCCUCUCUCUUGCCGCGCCUCUAUCGAUCAUCUGCACGAAAGCACAGUCUGUAGGCUCCACCUACUUCGCCUCGACAUUUCUCACGUGCAUCUUCAAUAACGCCGGUGCUGGCGGCUUGUUUGUAGCGGCAGCACCUCUGAUGACAUCCACUUUCGACCACCCAAAUGCUGUCCUUGCAGACCACGUGAUAUACAUGAUCAGCGCCUUGAGCAGAGGUAUAGGUAUCAGCAUGGCAACAGCCGUAUACGAUUUCUGUUCGCGCAAAAUUGUUGAUGCUGGAGCUGUGCGUGCUGAAGCUCCUUUGACAGCAUACAAAAUGGCUUCCGGUGUUUGGCUGGUCAUGGAAGUAACAGCUUUAGGCCUAAGUCUAUGGGGCUUCUGGUCAGUCGGUCGGCACCGUUCAAAAGCGAUCUAG
Messenger RNA from Dissoconium aciculare CBS 342.82, 1808 nucleotides. RefSeq names its product MFS general substrate transporter. The transcript is spliced from 3 exons. Gene Ontology annotation, cellular component: membrane. Lineage: Eukaryota; Fungi; Ascomycota; Dothideomycetes; Mycosphaerellales; Dissoconiaceae. The record is from RefSeq and is a predicted model, not a curated record. Gene Ontology annotation, molecular function: transmembrane transporter activity. Bases 183 to 1808 code for a protein of 541 amino acids. Gene Ontology annotation, biological process: transmembrane transport.